Molecule: messenger RNA, 4831 nt
Organism: Malania oleifera
Lineage: Eukaryota; Viridiplantae; Streptophyta; Magnoliopsida; Santalales; Ximeniaceae
Product: pleiotropic drug resistance protein 1-like
Exons: 24
Coding region: 248-4591 (1447 amino acids)
Cellular component (GO): membrane
Molecular function (GO): ATP binding; ATP hydrolysis activity; ABC-type transporter activity
Source: RefSeq, a predicted model, not a curated record
GUAGCCGAGAUAGGAACGGAGAGAAGGCGGCGUGUGUGGGAAAAAAGAUAAAGAGCUUUGGAUCUCUCUGGGUAGGAGGCUCAGAGGAGAUUGAUAUACAUAGACACCCAUCUCUGUUUUUGAGCUUUUCCAGCUUUGGAGCUCUGUUUUUGGUUUCUCUGGUUGCAUUUUGAAGAGAGAUUUUUGGGUUUUGGUCGGUUUUAUAUUUUAACCGGCGUUGUACGUAGUACCAUCUCUCCGGGUUGCAAUGGAAGGUGAAAUUUAUAGAGCUAGCGGGAGUCUGAGAAGGAACAGUUCUUCAAUGUGGAGGAACAAUGGCGUGGAAGUGUUCUCCAAAUCUUCCAGGGAAGAAGACGAUGAGGAAGCUCUGAAAUGGGCCGCUCUCGAGAAACUUCCCACUUACAAUCGAUUGAGAAAAGGGUUGCUGAUGGCGUCUCGAGGUGGAGCUGAUGAAGUUGAUGUUAAGGACCUCGGGUUUCAGGAGAAAAAGACUUUGGUUGAGAGGUUAGUUGCCGAAGAAGACAAUGAGAAGUUCUUGUUGAAGCUCAAGAAUCGAAUAGACAGAGUUGGAAUUGAUAUUCCAACGAUUGAAGUGAGGUUUGAGCAUAUAAAUGUAGGGGCAGAAGCUUUUGUAGGAAGCAGCGCUCUGCCUUCAUUUAUUAACUACGCCUUCAGCCUGGUGGAGGGUACCUUAAUCCAGCUCCAUAUCCUUCCAAGCAGAAAGAAACAGUUUACCAUUCUUCGAGAUGUUAGUGGAAUCAUCAAGCCUCGUCGAAUGACAUUGCUCUUAGGUCCUCCAAGUUCUGGAAAGACCACACUGAUGUUAGCUUUGGCUGGGAAGCUUGAUCCCACUCUAAAGUUUUCGGGGAGGGUUACUUACAAUGGGCAUGGCUUGCAUGAGUUUGUACCCCAGAGAACUGCUGCCUACAUCAGUCAGCAUGAUCUCCAUUUAGGAGAAAUGACUGUCAGAGAAACCUUGGCCUUCUCAGCAAGAUGCCAGGGGGUUGGAUCCCGUUAUGAGAUGUUAGCGGAAUUGUCUCGACGAGAAAAAGCAGCAAAUAUCAAGCCUGAUCCUGAUAUCGAUAUCUUCAUGAAGGCAGCAGCAACUGAAGGCGAGGAGACAAACAUUGUCACAGAUUAUAUUUUGAAGAUUUUAGGACUAGAUGUCUGUGCAGAUACCAUGGUGGGGGAUGAAAUGUUAAGGGGUAUAUCUGGAGGACAAAGGAAGCGUGUUACAACCGGUGAGAUGCUGGUUGGACCCGCAAAGGCAUUGUUCAUGGAUGAGAUAUCAACUGGUUUAGAUAGUUCCACAACUUUCCAAAUUGUGAAUUCACUCAAGCAGUCUGUCCACAUUCUCAAUGGAACUGCCCUCAUCUCCCUCCUCCAGCCUGCACCUGAAACCUACAAUCUCUUCGAUGACAUUAUUCUCCUCUCUGAUGGCCAGAUUGUGUAUCAGGGUCCCCGUGAACAAGUGCUUGACUUUUUUGAAUUCAUGGGCUUCAAAUGCCCUGAUAGGAAAGGUGUGGCUGACUUCUUGCAAGAAGUAACAUCAAAGAAAGAUCAGAAGCAAUACUGGGCACGUAGAGACGAGCCUUACCGGUUUGUUACAGUCAAGGAAUUUGCUGAAGCCUUCCAGUCAUUCCAUGUUGGAAAGGCAAUUGGAGAUGAGUUUGCAACCCCAUUUGACAGGACAAAAAACCACCCAGCUGCUUUGACAACCACAAAGUAUGGUGUUGGAAUGAUGGAGCUCUUCAAAGCCUGCUUGUCUCGAGAACUCUUGCUAAAGAAGAGAAACUCAUUCAUCUACAUCUUCAAGCUCUCCCAGCUUACGGUAAUGGCAAUGAUUUCAAUGACACUCUUCUUUCGCACCAAGAUGCACAAAGAUUCGGUAGAAGAUGGACAAAUUUAUACGGGUGCUUUGUUUUUCGCUGUGGUUUUGAUCAUGUUUAAUGGAUUGGCAGAGAUGGCCAUGACCAUUCAGAAGCUUCCCGUAUUUUACAAGCAAAGGGACCUAUACUUCUUUCCUGCAUGGGCUUAUUCUCUCCCAUUAUGGAUCUUCAAGAUCCCCAUCACGAUUCUAGAAUCUUCAUCUUGGGUAUUCUUGAGUUACUAUGUCAUUGGACUUGAUCCAAAUGUUGGAAGAUUCUUUAGACAGUUCCUUAUACUCGCAGCUGUUAGCCAAAUGGCUUCUGGAUUAUUUCGAUUUAUUGGAGCAAUCGGAAGAAACAUGAUUAUUGCCAACACAUUUGGUUCAUUCGCACUGCUCGUACUUUUUGCAUUGGGCGGUUUUGUCCUGUCACGAGGUGAUGUCAAGAAGUGGUGGAUAUGGGGUUAUUGGAGUUCACCUAUGAUGUAUGGGACCAAUGGAAUAUUGGUAAAUGAGUUUCUUGGGCACAGUUGGCAGAAGGUUCUUCCGGAUUCUCCGAAACCACUAGGAGUUAGAGUCCUGGAAUCUCGCGGGUUCUUCCCUGAUUCAUACUGGUAUUGGCUUGCACUAGGAGCACUGGUCGGGUUUGUGUUUCUAUUCAAUUUCCUUUUCGCCAUGGCUCUCACCUUUCUCAACCCAUAUGAAAAGCCUACUGCAGUUAUUCCUGAAGAAGCUCAAGAAGAGCAUAGAACUGGAGAAUCAGUUUCUCAAGGGACAAGCUCUGCUGCUGGAACCGUCUCUGGAGGAGAUGAAAUUAGGAGGAGCAGCGUCUCGUCUGGGUCUGCAUCUGCAAGGACGGAAGCUAUUGCUGAGGCUAGUCAUAACAAGAAGAAGGGAAUGGUUCUUCCUUUUGCGCCACAUUCUAUUACCUUCGAUGAAAUUAGAUAUUCUGUUGACAUGCCACAGGAAAUGAAAAACCAGGGUGUCCUUGAAGAUAGAUUGGAGCUUCUGAAGGGAAUUAGUGGUGCUUUCAGGCCUGGUGUCCUUACAGCUUUAAUGGGUGUUAGUGGAGCUGGUAAGACCACUCUGAUGGAUGUUCUGGCUGGUAGAAAAACAGGCGGAUAUAUCGACGGGAACAUCACAAUUUCUGGGUACCCAAAGAAGCAGGAAACAUUUGCUCGAAUUUCUGGUUACUGCGAGCAAAAUGACAUACACUCUCCUCAAGUGACUGUCUACGAGGCCUUGGUUUACUCAGCUUGGCUUCGGUUACCUCCUGAUGUCAAUUCUGAAACCAGAAAGAUGUUCAUCGAGGAAGUCAUGCAACUUGUGGAAUUGGAAGUGUUGAGGGAUGCCUUAGUUGGGUUGCCUGGUGUGAACGGUCUCUCAACCGAGCAGCGGAAAAGGCUGACCAUUGCAGUUGAGCUAGUGGCCAACCCUUCUAUCAUAUUCAUGGAUGAGCCAACAUCAGGGCUGGAUGCAAGAGCUGCCGCAAUUGUAAUGAGAACAGUUAGGAACACCGUGGACACAGGAAGAACAGUUGUGUGCACCAUCCAUCAGCCUAGCAUUGACAUUUUUGAAGCAUUUGAUGAGCUAUUCCUAAUGAAACGAGGAGGAGAGUCAAUUUAUGUGGGACCACUGGGUCGGCUCUCUUGCCAUCUCAUUAAAUAUUUUGAGGCAAUCGAAGGAGUCAGUAAAAUAAAGGAUGGAUAUAAUCCAGCGACCUGGAUGUUGGAAGUUACAACUAUAUCUCAAGAAAUUAUUUUGGGAGUAAAUUUUGCUGAGUUGUACAGAAAUUCUGAAGUAUACAGGAGAAACAAAGCCAUGAUUGAAGAAUUGAGCAAACCUGCUCCUGGUUCGAAAGAUCUCUACUUUCCUACUCAAUUCUCGCAACCUUUCUUCACACAAUGUAUGGCUUGCCUGUGGAAACAACGUUUGUCAUAUUGGCGCAACCCGCCAUACACUGCAGUAAGGUUUCUCUUCACAACCUUCAUCGCUCUGAUGUUCGGGACAAUGUUUUGGGACCUUGGUGGCAAGACAGAAAAGACACAGGAUCUGAUUAAUGCAAUGGGUUCAAUGUAUGCUGCGGUUCUCUUCCUUGGUAUUCAGAAUGCCUCAUCCGUGCAGCCAGUAGUGGCUGUUGAACGGACAGUCUUCUACAGAGAAAAAGCUGCUGGAAUGUAUUCACCUUUGCCUUAUGCCUUUGCUCAGGUUGCUGUUGAAAUCCCAUACAUCUUUGCACAAGCUGCGGUAUAUGGGCUUAUAGUGUAUGCAAUGAUUGGAUUUGAAUGGACUGCAGCUAAAUUCUUCUGGUAUCUGUUCUACAUGUACUUCACAUUUUUGUACUUCACCUUCUAUGGCAUGAUGGCUAUAGCUGUCACACCGAACCAGAACAUUGCUUCAAUAGUUUCUGCUGCAUUCUAUGGACUGUGGAAUCUCUUCUCCGGAUUUAUAAUUCCAAGACCGAAAAUGCCUGUGUGGUGGAGAUGGUACUACUGGGGGUGUCCUGUGGCUUGGACCUUGUAUGGCUUAGUUGUUUCACAGUACGGAGAUCUGACAGACACACUAGUUGACAGGAAUCAAUCAGUAGAGGAGUAUAUAAGAGAUUAUUUCGGGUUCAAGCAUGAUUUUCUUGGUGUUGUUGCAACUGUGGUUGUCGGGUUUACGGUGCUCUUCGCACUUAUAUUUGCCUUCUCCAUAAAGGCAUUCAACUUCCAAAGGCGAUAAGAGGCAAAGUUAUUUGGAGCACAACCAGGGUUUGUAAUGAACAUCAUCAUCUUGGACUUCAUUUAUUAUGACGAAAAUUGGGAUUUGUAUUCAAAAAGAGAAAGUUAAAUUUCUUGUUGCUGGUAGCAACUUGGUAUUAGCAGCACUGCAAUGCUAAGGAGCUGUUUCUUAUUCUAGUAUUAUGUUUUUCUCUUUUUGGUCAAUUUUUUGUGUAAUAAGAAAGUUCAAGCAAUUUGCUCA